This is a messenger RNA of Babjeviella inositovora NRRL Y-12698, 1572 nucleotides long. RefSeq lists its product as uncharacterized. Bases 297 to 1232 code for a protein of 311 amino acids. The record is from RefSeq and is a predicted model, not a curated record. NCBI's taxonomy places the organism in Eukaryota, Fungi, Ascomycota, Pichiomycetes, Serinales. The transcript has a single exon.
CGGCCACAAAGCCAAGUUUCGUCAACAUAUCUGCAGCUACUCAGCCCCGUACUAGCCGGUAUCCGCAGUUUACGCAGAGCAGGCCACAUUUUAGUACCACAAACGUGAAGCCAGAAAUUAGACCAAUUAGAAACGGCGCCUUUUCUAACCUGGAAAACUAAAUAAGGUUGUCCACGUUUCUAAAAAAAAAGGGUCUAUGAGAUCAGAUCUUGGGAAGCCAGGGCCGAUCUUAAGAACCGAUUCCAAUCUCCAAUACUAAACUAAAACCCUGCCAUUACUCCAUUCAAAACAGUAACAUGAACCCUUAUAGUGAGAAAACCAUUCCACUCCGCAACCCUGGAUGUCAUAGUGCCAGGAGGAACACAGAAACUUCUCCUACGGAUGAGGCGGAAUGUGUUGGUUACAUUGACGACGCCUACCGUAUUCUUACAUGCCCUUGGUAUUAUGCGAUAGCAGCGAUUGUGUCGAUUACCUUCAUUCAAAUAACCCAGUUGGUAUACUACAUUGAAAGUGGUACGUUCCAAGAAGUAUACAGCCCCGAUUACCUCAAAGAUAUCGCGCAGGGCGCUGUGACCAUUCUAGUGAUUUGGAGGUUCUGCUACAACGUGGAGUUUUCCUUUAACUUUGAGUAUCUUUUAGCUACUGUCCAAACAUUGUUUUGCUUGCUGCUUGUUUUUGUAAUUCGUGAAAGAGACUUAUUUAUCAGGUGUAUUACUAUCGCCCAGGUUCUGUGUCCCUUGCUCUCUUUUAUCCUUACAGUCGGCAAAGCCAAAUUUGAUCAGCAUUAUUUCGUAUGUUUGAAUAAUAGCAUGCUACCAAUCUUAUUAUCCCACUCCAUGUUUUACCUCAACUACUCUUUCGACGGCUACUUUUACAAAAAUACGUUCUUGAACAGACUACCACUCAUUUAUUUUGUUUCCGUUGUCGCCAUGAAGUUGAUUUACUUGAAUGAAUACUUAGCCGCCGAGUUGACGAGCGACGGAAUACGCUUGGACGAGUAUGAUGCUUUGUUCGACUCUUCCAUCCAAUCACCUGCCUCUGAUCCAAGGCUAUCCAUAUGUGAUCCUUUUGCCUACGAUAUAUAUCCCUCUCUUGAGAUCCCUAUGAAUCAUAUCCACACACAGAAGCCUUUGUUGCGGCAACUAGACAAAAAUACGCUCCCUAUCUUAUUUUUUGGGUACGUCAUGUUGCUUGACUUCGUGAUGAUUAUUCUGAAAAUUGGAUGUAGCUAGCUCUCUAGUUCUGGCCCUUUAAUCUACCUGGUUUUAUUUAGACACUUCCAUGUGAUAUGGCUCAUAUCUUUUAACACGCUUUACCUGGGGUAAUUCAAGAAUUCUAAGGUUUCCUUGGUUGGAACCAGUAUGUUUGUGGUAUAUCUUAUAGGUAAUAGUGGAUACUGUUAGCUAGCUGAAAGAGAGUAUUUCUCAUCCGUAAAGAUAUACAUAAGAGAAAGGUGGUUGUUGGCCUUAUAAACUGAGGCGGAUACGAUUCCAGAGUGUCCGCAUAUCGAAGGUAAGGAGAUAAUAAACGCCGACUUCCAUCUAGUUAAAUGAUACCUUUACUACAAUAGGC